CCCGCCUAUUGAUAUGACUAAACAAUAAACAAAUACUCAUCACUUUAUUCUAUUUCAUGUAUUCAUCUACACAAUUAUGUCAUCUACUACUAAAGGAUGUUUAACAGAUUUAACCAAAGAAGAAAGUCUUGUCUACGGUUUUCGAGCGUAUAUCUCUCCAAUUCUAGUGAUUAUUGGUAUACCAACAAAUUUUCUCGUGGUAAUUGUCUUCGCUGUCCUUGAACAUCGUAGUAAAUGUCGUUUUAAUCUUUAUGCUAUAUGGAUGUCUAUAGCGCAUAAUAUGCAAUUAAUAGUUAAUACACUCAUAGAUGAUUUUUUAGGUCGUGGAUUAAAAUACGCCACCUUAUGUAAACUGUCAAUACAAGUUGAUAUCCAGUCAUCAUUUAUAUGUAAAGUACAAACCUAUUUAACUGAUGCAUCCGCACUGAUUGCUGCCUUCAUCCUGAUGUUAUUCAGUGUCGACCGUGUUUGUUCCAUUUAUAAUCCAAAGUAUUUUGAACAAGGUUCACACAUAAAAUUAACCCAUGUAAUUAUUGUCUUGGUUACACUGAUAUCUCUGCUGUUGAAUAUUCCUCAUUUAAUAUUUGCAGAUUUAAAAAUCACACCGAUAAACAGUAAUCGUGAAUGCCAGUAUAUUAAUCCGUUAGCUGGCGGCGUUAAAUACGUUCUCUACUUAUAUAUUGUUGGUGUAGCUAUCCUCCCUGCUAUCUUCAUAUUCAUUACAAAUAUUCUUAUUCUGUACAAGUUGAGCACUAUUGUCUAUCGAUCCAAAUUGAUCGGGGCUAAAGAUGAAGAAUCGAAGAAUGAAAUGGGUAAAGUGAUAGCUCAUCUGGCUAUUAGUAUUCUGUUCACUUGUCUAUCUAUCCCCCUGGUUGUAACAAUUAUACUCAGACAAGAGGUACACUUUUAUAAAUAUGAUGUAUUGUACCCGGCUUAUGCUAAAAAAGUUGUCCAGUAUUCAAAGUUAUUUAGUUCUGUGGAUUCAUUCAAUCAUGCAUUCGAUUUUUUCUUGUAUCUGGCAUUUAUGCCAACAUUCCGAGAUACUCUAUGGGAGAUACUGACCUGUCGAGUGGUUGGUUGGCGAAAAAGGAGACAACGUAUCAAAUAUAGACAAAGAUUAGAAUAUUUCGAAAAUCAACACCGUCACCAAUACCACCACCACUGUAACCAUGACAACCAACGACAACUACAGCAGCAGCACCAGCAACAACAACAACUACACCAAAUAAAGCCACAACCACAAUCCCAACAAUAUCAACAUCAUCCAUUGGAAUGGACGCCUACUACACUAGUUAACAAUGAUGAUACAAUAUCACUUUAUUCAAAUAAAUAUAAUAUUUUCUCUGAAAUUAUCUAUGCAAAUAUUAAUGGUAUAAAUUAUAAUAAUACAGAGCCUAUUCCGUAUAUUGAUCAGUAUGUGAAUUAUUCUCCGGAACACUGUGUCCUGACACGUUUAUAGAGGAGAGUGGUUCAUCAUGCGACAAUCUGUCGACACUGUAUAGCGUCAAUCUAUUCUAUUGUACAGUUUAACUUCCUGAUUACAUUCCUUUAAAAUAAUAAAGAAAACAAUAUAUAUAAUCAGCCAUAACAAGUAGUGUAGAAUUCAACCACAUCAGUAAGUAACGUUUCGAAAACUAAGAAAAACCUCAAUUCCACAGAAGGACAAUUGGAUUUCGGUAAAUUCUGUUAGGGGAUUCUGUCUUCCUAAUGCACAGAAGCCAUUUUUUUAAUAACAUGAAGUUCGGAUUUGUGAAUCGUACUUGAAACUGAAUGAAGAUUGUCGACAACGAUGUGAUACACACGCAC
This is a messenger RNA of Trichobilharzia szidati, 1806 nucleotides long. Lineage: Eukaryota; Metazoa; Platyhelminthes; Trematoda; Strigeidida; Schistosomatidae. The record is from the annotation of a GenBank genome assembly.